GUGUGUGGGGUGGGGACAGCCCGGGAGGCCCCCUCUUCCUGGGAGUCUCCAGGGGGAGGAGAGAUGGUUCCAUCCCCCACCCCCAGCAUUCACUGCGUGAGUUCCAGCUCUGUUUCCACUUCUGUUUACUGUCCAAAGUCCCAGGGACAGGAGAUGCCAGGACUGGGCUGCCCGUGGAGCCAGGAGCCAGCUCCACACCUUCAGCAGGUUCUACAUUCAAUCCCACCACCAGCCUCCACGUGAAUUUGCAUCUUAGCACAAGCCCAGCCCUCAGCUCAGCCCCAGCCCUCAGAGCAACCUCAGCCCAGCCCCAGGUCCAGCUCCAGCCUGGGCUUGCUAUGGCCAAGGACUCUCAAGACAUCCAGCAGCUGGACUUGGAGGAAAAUGACCACCAGCUCAGUAGAGGGCCACCUCCACCCCAGCCCUUUGCACAGCGUCUUUGCUCCACGCUCCGCCUUGGUCUGCUUGGCCUGGGCUUCAACGUCCUGCUGCUGGUGGCCAUCUGUGUGAUUGGGUCCCAAAGCACACAGAUGCAAGUGGAGCUGCGGGCCCUGAAGGAAACGUUCAGCAACUUCUCCUCAAGCACCCUGACGGAGGUCCGGGCUCUGGGCGCCCACGGAGGCAGCGUAGUGGGCAAGAUAACGUCUCUGGGAGCCAAGCUGGAGAAACAGCAGCAGGACCUGAAAGCAGACCACGCCACCUUGCUCCUUCAUCUGAAGCACUUCCCAGCCGAUCUUCGCAUCCUGACCUGCCAGUUGGAGGUCCUCUACAGCAACGGCUCUGGAAGGACCUGCUGCCCCGUCAACUGGGUGGAGCACGAGGGCAGCUGCUACUGGUUCUCUCGCUCCGGGAAGUCCUGGCUAGAGGCGGAGAAGUACUGCCAGCUGGAGAACUCACACCUGGUGGUCAUCAACUCCUGGGAGGAGCAGAAGUUCAUUGCACAACAUACAAGCCCCUUUAACGCCUGGAUAGGUCUCACCGACAGUGAUGGUGCCUGGAAAUGGGUGGAUGGUACCGAAUAUAGGUACAACUACAAGAACUGGGCCGUCACCCAGCCAGACAACUGGGAGGGACAUGAGCUGGAUGGAGGUGAAGACUGUGCUGAAAUGCAGCCGAAUGGCCGCUGGAACGACAAUUUCUGCCUGCAGGUGUUCCGCUGGGUGUGUGAGAAGAAGCAGAAUAGCACCCUGCAGGAGCCCUGAGCCGGGCUGCCCCUGCCCAACCCACACCCACCCCUGCCCGCCCCGCUUCUCUGUUGGGGGUUUUGAAGAAAGGGAGAAAAAUAGAGUCAGAGACAUGGGGAAGGGCUGAGGAAAGAUACUAAUAGAAAGGGUGGUUUAAGAGUCUCAAACCCUGGGGAGGCUGAGAUCCCUCCUCUUCCACAAUUCAUUGUAACUAUUCUAACUUUCAGCCUCCUCAAUGGAAUAGGAGAAGGAGAAACAAAUGCUUGAAA
Molecule: messenger RNA, 1453 nt
Organism: Lemur catta (Ring-tailed lemur)
Lineage: Eukaryota; Metazoa; Chordata; Mammalia; Primates; Lemuridae
Gene: ASGR2
Product: asialoglycoprotein receptor 2
Exons: 10
Coding region: 339-1202 (287 amino acids)
Molecular function (GO): signaling receptor activity
Source: RefSeq, a predicted model, not a curated record